This is a messenger RNA of Hyalella azteca, 1006 nucleotides long. Its product is annotated as LIM/homeobox protein Lhx2. Gene Ontology annotation, molecular function: RNA polymerase II transcription regulatory region sequence-specific DNA binding; DNA-binding transcription factor activity, RNA polymerase II-specific. Gene Ontology annotation, biological process: regulation of transcription by RNA polymerase II; neuron differentiation. The record is from RefSeq and is a predicted model, not a curated record. Lineage: Eukaryota; Metazoa; Arthropoda; Malacostraca; Amphipoda; Hyalellidae. Gene Ontology annotation, cellular component: nucleus. Bases 60 to 878 code for a protein of 272 amino acids. The transcript is spliced from 5 exons.
UGUUCGGGUGUGGCCGGUGCGGCAGGUGCGGACUGGACAUCGGUCCUCAGGAGCUGGUGAUGCGGGCCCGGGAACACGUCUACCACCUCAACUGCUUCAUCUGCGCCUUCUGCCACACACAGCUGCAUAAAGGAGAUCACUUCGGCAUGCGGGACGGUGUGAUCUACUGCAGGCCUCACUAUGAGAUCAUCUUACAGACCACCGACGCUGAGUUGGAUGGCAUCCCAGGUGAGUGGAGAAUGACGAUCGGGAUCGGGGGGCCCCCGAUGGGGGUGGCUGGCCUGCCCCCCGGUCUGGGGGGUUAUCCCCCUCUCUCCCCCGUGGGGUCCCGUCUAUUUUACAACGGCGUCGGAGCCGUGCAGAAAGGGAGGCCGCGAAAACGAAAAUGUCCUUCCGACGACAUGCAGCCCUUAACGCCCCUACCUCCUGGAUUAGAACUGAUCGGGCCGCCCGGCGAACUGACUUUGGACUCAUUCCGUUACGAUCACCAGAACCAGGGUCCCCCGGGCCAUAAUAGAACCAAAAGAAUGAGAACUUCCUUCAAACACCACCAAAUCAGAACCAUGAAGUCCUAUUUUUCCCUCAACCAGAACCCGGACGCGAAAGAUCUCAAACAACUCGCUCAAAAAACCGGUCUUUCCAAGAGAGUUUUGCAGGUUUGGUUCCAGAACGCCCGAGCAAAAUGGAGGAGAAACAUUUUGAAACAGGAGCACGACCGGCACGUUUCAGAUAAGUUGAAGGAUCCUUCCUCGCUUCUUGGGGAGCUUCGGUCCGUCGAGAGCCUCGGUGGCCCGCUGACCGACAUCUCGGGCUACUCCAUGUCUUCGGGAGACGAGGCGUCCUCCACCAUGUCCUUCUCAGACAUGUGCAGCCAGUGAUAUGUCCUCGUCUCAACCGUAAUAGUUACGUUAUUUCCUUUAAUAAUACGCCAGAAAUAAAAAGUGAAACAAGAUGUAUGGAGCCAAUAUUUUAUAUAAUAUGGUGCAUUGCGUUGUCAGUGCUGCUC